AUGGGACUGCUCGACUUGCUGCGUGCAAAGCGGAGGAAGAGCCGGGUCUCGCUGGGGGAGAAGACGGCACCGACGAGAUUGCUCAGGUUGCACAGAACGCGAUCCCUGUCGCAGCCAACCCUGCCGGCCGAGAUUGUCCUCUACAUCUUCCACCUCGCCUUUGUCGACAAUCCCGCGUCGGCAUGCACCCUCGCCCUCCUCUGCUCCGAGACGCGCGAUCGCGUUUGUACGGCACUCUACACUGCACCGACGCUCCGCUCGACGACCCAGAUCAAUGCCUUUAUCCGAACGGUGAAGCGUAACCCGCGGCUCGCCGGGAUGGUCCAGCGCGUCAGGCUUGACGGCUGCGCGAGUCGCAAGAGCCUCGCCAAGGGCAUUGCGCCUGGACCGGAUCCGCAAGAGAUCGGCCGGAGGAACCCGUUGACGACGAGGUUGUCGACUCUCCUCGAGUUGUGCCCGAACGUCGUCGAGCUCUGCCUCGUCCGGACGGUAGUCUUCUCCCUCCUCGACUUUGACAACGCCUACAAUGUCCGCCACCUCACCCUCUCGUCGUGCGUCCUCUCCGACCGGACGACGACGUCCCGCUAUCACCCGUUCUUCACCGUCAUACCCGCCCUCGAGAGCCUCACCAUCCGCAACACUCAGUUCGACACUUCGACAGCCGCACACUUCCUCUCGCCUCGCACGCUGCCGAAGCUCUCAAUCCUCUCGCUCAACGGAUGCAGCCUCAUCGACGAGCCUGGCUCGUUGAACGACCUUGGGCCGUACGAGCCGGUCGAUCUUGCGCCAAACCUCGAGUCCCUCGAGUUACUCAGUAUGCCAAACCAACGCGGCGAUGAGAACGCUGUGGACCCGCUCGACCUCGUAGCCAAGUGCCCGUCCUUGCGGAACCUCACCUUGCCCGUCUCGUCCCUGUCGCCACAGGUACUCGACAGCCUGCCAGUGCAGCACCUGACGCACUUGACGGUCCUUCCGCCCGCUCAAGGCACGGCAGACGUUUUCGAGCCACAUCUCGCCGCCGCCCGCGCGCUCUCUACCUCUUUCCUUGCGCUCGCCUCGAGUUCAGCCAGUGCCUCCGCCUCGCCCGCCUACACUCCCUUCCGUUCUCGCACGCCCAUCUCAGCUUCGCCGUCGACGCCUCCUACACCGCUCGCCUUGACGCCCUUUCCCUCUCCCGGUCUCGCCUCUCCCCUCUCCUCGCCCUUUGGUACCGACUCUCCCCUCCCUCUCUCGCAAUUGCUCGUCCUCACCCUCCCGCAAAGCUGGGACCUCGAUACUCUCACCUCGUGGAAAACGAACGGUGAAUUUGCGUGGGCCGUCGGGCGGAUCAGGCGCGAGUGUGAGAGGCGUGGAGUGGAGGUCCGGUGGGUUCAGGACGGGGGUCAGGGGAGGAAGGCGAUGGACUGGACGGGGGAGAAGGAGAGGCUGCAGGAGCAGAUGGAACGGGUGAGGAGGGACGUCGAGAGGGUGCAGAGGGGGUGA
Molecule: messenger RNA, 1482 nt
Organism: Rhodotorula toruloides NP11
Lineage: Eukaryota; Fungi; Basidiomycota; Microbotryomycetes; Sporidiobolales; Sporidiobolaceae
Exons: 2
Coding region: 1-1482 (493 amino acids)
Source: RefSeq, a predicted model, not a curated record